Molecule: messenger RNA, 1344 nt
Organism: Orbilia oligospora ATCC 24927
Lineage: Eukaryota; Fungi; Ascomycota; Orbiliomycetes; Orbiliales; Orbiliaceae
Exons: 1
Coding region: 1-1344 (447 amino acids)
Biological process (GO): mRNA splicing, via spliceosome
Cellular component (GO): spliceosomal complex
Molecular function (GO): nucleic acid binding
Source: RefSeq, a predicted model, not a curated record
AUGGAUCCACCUUCUAAGGGUGGGUUCUCGAUUUCUCUCGGCUCAAAAAGACCUACUGGUGGGUCUGCGACGACUGCAAGAAAGCCGGUGCCCGGUGCAUCUGCCUUUUCCAAGCCUGGGACCAAACGUGGACCAGCUCUUUCCGACGACGAGGAUGAUGACACCCAUGAAGACGACCACCGAAAUAAAGUACAGCUGGUCACAGGUUUUGGGAGUAAAGGGGCGGUCACUGCUGAGGGCGAGAAAGAAGUGAAGGCUUUGGUCAUACCAUCAUUGAGGAAUAAGGAUUGGCGGGCUGAGAGUCGGAAGAAGAAAGGGAUAUAUUUGCCUCCAGAGGCGACAGCUCAAAAGGAUGGGCAACCGGUUGAUACACGAGAUAUCAUUGGAGACGAGCCGAUGAAAGUCGGUCUACAAUUCGUAGAGAGAUCAACGGCCGGCAUGACUAUCGCCGAGGGGGAUGUCGCGAUGUCAGAUGCUAAGGACCAGGAUGCUGAAGGCGAAGAGGCAACUAAGAAAGUCGAGAAGACGGAAGAUCAGCUUGCGAUGGAAGCCUUGCUGGCUGGGGACAAGGCAAAGGCUAGUACUUUGACGAUACCAGCUGCUUCAGGGAAUGUAGCGGACAAUCGAGUUGCCGUUCAGAAUGAAGACGACGCAUAUCGAGCUGACGUCGCGUCCAGACCGGACGCCGCGACGCUUGAAGAAUACGCUGCUGUACCUGUAGAGGAGUUUGGUGCGGCUUUGCUCAGAGGCAUGGGCUGGAAGGAAGGCGAAAGUAUCGGAAAAUCGGGAGGUGCAGGAAAUAAACCGAGAAUCGUUGAAAAGCGAGCCGCUUUCCUGGGUAUAGGUGCCAAAGGUCUCGGGGCAGAAGAGAUGGGUGCUUGGGGCAAAGGCGAUAAGAAAGGUCGGCAAAGGGUUGAUAAAACCUAUUUGCCGAUUACCUUGGUGGACAAAAAUGGAAAAAGGGUGGAGGAGGAAUCAAGCAAAGAUUUAGUCAAGAAAGAUGUGGAAAAAGACUGGAAGGGUAGGGAUGAUAGGAGCCGACCCGAAAGGAGAGAUAUAGACUACAGAGACGAUAAAGAGAGUUCUCGGUCAAAGCGUGAUCGCGAAAGGUAUCGAGACGAUGAAAGAGAUCGUGACAGGCGGGAUAGGGAUAAGGGCCGGGAUAAAGACAGGGACAGAGAUAGCUAUCGCGAACGGUCACGCGACAGGAGGGACCGAGACAGGUAUAAAGAUAAAGAUAGCAGCAGGGAUUACGAUCGAAAACACCGUUCUUCUGAGUAUGAUGAUCGGGAUCGAGACCGACGGAGACACCGAAGUCGUAGUCGAGAGCGGCACCGGCGUUGA